AUGAUCUCGAGAUGGGUUAUUUCACUUUAUAUAAUUUUGAAGAUCGUUCCUUCAUUAGUUUCUUCGCCUGUCGGUCUUGGUGACGAAGAACUCAAGCCACUUGUGAACAAUCCACAUUUUUCACAAAUGAGCCAGGAUUUCGAUUGCUUGAUUAUUGAAGAUGGUGAGGGUUCAACUUCUACGAUGACCAAGCAAGGUUCUAAAAAAAGAAUUUUAACUCAAAACUUAUGGAAGAAAAAAUCAAAGAAAUCAAAAACAGAAGUUGGAGCACAAUUACCUACUGGAAGUAAAAAGACAUGGUUAAUGUAUUGUCAAGUUGCUCAUACUGUUUUUUUUCAACAAGAAGAGAGUUCUCGUGGACCUCAGCUUAAAGAAUUUGUGAAUGAAGUCUUGAGAUUAGGACAUGAUUUUGAUAUGAAUUCGAAACAUAGUGAAGCUAUCACAAUUCAAAAACGAAGAGUUAUUAAUCUAGCCACUGAUUUAUUGGAUGGUGAAGGAUUGCAUACAGCGUCAAGGUUAUGGGUUAUUGGAAUACUUUCAUAUCUUGCACCUAAAGAUGAGGUAGACAACAAGAAAUUCGAUCCCACUGAUCUGGAUAGUCUUAUUCCUUCCCGGGCAGAAUUAGAGUCGGAUAUCUUUCAUGGUCCGCGACUUGCGAGCUUUAUUCAAAAGGUGUUGGUAUAUGGCAGCAGGGAUUCUAUAUCAGCCAAUGCAAUGUGGGAGGGAAUCGAAAGAGCAUCAACUCUGUUAUCAAUCAAAAAGUAUAUCAAAACGUAUACGACGAACCCCAAACUCGACUACUUAGCCCAUCUUAUCCCGUAUUUUAUCAAGCUAGGAACUCCUUUCGGAAAAGAAGAAGUCUCAACAAUCUUAGAACACCUAUUUCUGUAUAUCGAACAAUUGAUGGAUGGAAGUGGUACACACAUGCAAAAGAGGAUCAGCUUUCACCUACUUCUUCAUAUGGAACGACAUGAUGGUUUAAGCAGGGUGGAAAUCAGAAGCUUUGUUCAAAGAAAUGAAGCUUAUGCUGAAACAUUUCGUAGACUUUAUAUUGAUCUUUUGCAUAAAAAGGUUCCUGAACUCGAUACAGUGGUCUGGACUCUUAGUGCAAAGAAAGAAUUAAAAGUUCAACAAGUCUACGCCAUUCUGCAGAGCUUAUGCUCACCUAACCUUUUAUUGACUGAUAAAGGAAACUUAUUCAGAGUCUUGAAUUUAACAUGUGUCAUGUAUCCUAACGUAAGGGAAAUUGUGAAUAGAUACCUCAAUGAACACCACGAAAGUACAACACUUAUUUUUCAGAUGUUGAGGAUAUUCUAUACUAACUUGGAACCCAAAAAUGAAAAUCCAAAGGAUCUUAAAGAUGACAUUGAGGAAAAAGGAUUACAACUUGUUAUGCCACAAAUCAGGAAACUUCUAGAGGACCAACUAAUUUCAAAAGGAGUAAUUGAUGGUCACAUUGUGCAAGAUCUUUCCAAACUAACAAGAAUGGAUCUCAGAUCAAGGCAAAUCCCAUUAUCAAAUCUAAUUAUGCGUAUGUUUGGCCCUCUGAAACUGAUGGAAAAAGAUUCAGAUGAACUACCGACUUCAGAUCCAAAAGUUGAAUAUAUUUUACACCUCAUUACAAUUAAAAAUAAUGAUAAGAAUUUAAGUUUAUGUCUUUAUACUAAAGAUGAACCGGUUUUUCAAAACCUUUUAUCAACUGUUUGUCAAUCAAUAAAAAUUCAUACAUAUACACAAUUUGAUAAAUUUCUUCAAGAUCUUGAGCUGAAAAUCUCUAUACUUUUGACAAGUUUAACUUUAGGUUUUAAGAAUUGA
Melampsora larici-populina 98AG31 is the source of this 1815-nucleotide messenger RNA. RefSeq lists its product as uncharacterized. The record is from RefSeq and is a predicted model, not a curated record. The transcript has 5 exons. The coding region runs from base 1 to 1815 and encodes 604 amino acids. Lineage: Eukaryota; Fungi; Basidiomycota; Pucciniomycetes; Pucciniales; Melampsoraceae.